CACGACCUAGACCAUCAUCACUCCACACCCACCUUUCCACUCACCAGACCCGCCGCCAUCCACGGCUAUACAAAGCACACUCCACCUGGUUGUCCUUCGUAAACCCAAACAUCUUCACCCCAUACCAAGGCUCCACUCACUUCGGUCCCUACUCUCUCCCUAGUCCUCCUCACCUUUCUCCUUCAGUCACCGCACGAAUGCUAGAAGGCAGCAUGACGUUCAAGUCAGUGUCAACAUCGGGCUCAGAGUCCAGCAAGGCAAGCUCGCUGUUUGACCUGGACGAAAAUGGCAAAAAAUCCAUCCUCGUAUACAAAUAUCGCUCUGGUGCAAAAGGCCUAGAGUUUAAAACAGAGGGCGAGCUCUGCGCCGAGCUUGAUAAUGACCCCUCAUUACCAUUUCUACGUGUUACAAGAAAGUCUAUACCUCGCGGUAACAGUCGACUCGACAUCCUCAACGAAGAUCUGCUAUCGCCCGCGGAGCGCGAAAAGUACGCAGAGAAACCCACCCUCAAGGCCUCGGUCGCCAACGUAGGCCUGCCCACGCUGGCAAGGUGGAAGCACAUGAUCCUGGGCAGCUACGACGACCUAUACAUUGUCUCACGGUUACAUACCCCUUCGCCCGAAUCAAGCAAAAACAAUAGUCCAGAAACCAGCCAGCAUGUUAGUCCUGCAGGCACGUUUCCUAAUGAGGCGCUGCAUGAUCGCGAUGCCUAGUGGUUAUGCAUGCCGCUCACCUAACGCCCUCUUUUACAACUAUACGUUUGGUCCACUUAUGAUUUAUCUUCGAUACCCGCCAAGCACGGCUUUGGAGUACGGCGCUAGAUGGAGUUUAUGGUAUCCUCGCGAUACAUGGUUGAAUAUGUUGGUAUCUUUAGUUUCUCUUUGGAAGGGUGCUAGAAUUAGCUCUCCAGAUAAAAAAUCCCAUGAGCCACGGCUCUCCUCCUACGUAUGACUGCU
Messenger RNA from Bipolaris sorokiniana ND90Pr, 956 nucleotides. RefSeq lists its product as uncharacterized. The transcript is spliced from 2 exons. The coding region runs from base 213 to 713 and encodes 166 amino acids. NCBI's taxonomy places the organism in Eukaryota, Fungi, Ascomycota, Dothideomycetes, Pleosporales, Pleosporaceae. The record is from RefSeq and is a predicted model, not a curated record.